This is a messenger RNA of Mesorhabditis spiculigera, 4674 nucleotides long. Lineage: Eukaryota; Metazoa; Nematoda; Chromadorea; Rhabditida; Rhabditidae. The record is from the annotation of a GenBank genome assembly.
AUGAGCUCUCGCACGAGGAGAAGUGCUGGAGCGGACGGCACGUCGUCGCUCAACCCUACCACCAUACAACUUCUCGAUCGGAAUCGGCUCGUGAAGGAGCUAGAAUCACGAGGACUUGCGACCGUUGGCUCGAAGAACAUUCUCGCUGAUCGCCUUUAUGAAUUCGUCGUCAACGGCGUGCGCCUUGAACCACCGGACACUGAGGACCAGAAGCCAGACAAGGAGGCGCUCGACAAUCUAUCCACGACUCCCAGCGGUUCCCAGACUGCUCCAAGCAGGAAGCGCAAAAAAGCUGAAGUGGUUCCGGAUGAUAGAUCUGAAGAGGGGACGCCGAAAGCUAAGCCAAAAAAGGCCAAGAACACACCCGCUGCCAAGUCGCCCGUGAAGCUCAAGAAGCCGAAAGAAGAACCAGCUAGCGAGCCAGGUGAUGUGGAGGCCGUGAACCCUUUUCUGUUAUUUCUACGGGACCGUGAGGCGGCCGUGGAAAACCAGCAAGCUGCAAAAGCCAAAGAAACAGUCGAAGUGCCCGUCGUGGCCACGCCGGAGGUGCAGGAAGAAAUACCGGAAUCAGCCGAAGAGCCGGCUGAAGAAGCUGCUGAGGCCACUACAUCCGGCCGUCCUAAGCGGCGUCGUAUAGCGAGGGUGAUCGCGACACCACCACCCGAGGAACCGCGUCGCCGUUCAAAGCCCGCUGCGGUGAUCGUCGAGCCGACAAGUUCAACAUCGGUGGCCGACGAGAUCGAGGAACCUGUUCAACAAUCCUCCGCGUCGGAAGAUGUCAAGCCGGACCUUGCUUCAAUGAUCCCUCAAUUGCACACGAAUGACCCAGACAUUUUCGAUGAUGGCCUAUCCAGUGAAGAUGAAACGGAGAAAGCGUUGUUGAAGAAGGAGUUGAAGAAAGAAAAGAAGAAAGACCAAGAUUAUGUCCCGGGCGUCGCCUCGGCUGAAAAGGAGCUCACCGCUGAAGAGAAAGAGAAGGAGAGGAAGCGUCGCUUGCGUGAAGAGCAAGAAAAAGAAUUGGCGAAAGAACGACGUAGAAAGGAGAAGGCGAGGGAACGAGAGAAGGAGAGACAGCGCGAGCUUGAGAAGCAACGACCAAAGCAAAAGAAAGCCCGAGAACUGGCUCAACAAGCUCAAGCUCGUGAGGCAGCCAUGGCCGCUAAAGCUUCGACCUCCGCGCCAGCCGUCACCCCAAAAGAACACAAAAAGUCUGAGCAGCCUCAGAGGACGAUGAAACCCAAAAUCAACCCUCUGGAUUCCAUCAUGGAUAGCCAGGAGCAGUUCAGCCGCGUCUGGGACAAAGACAAGCUCUUGGAAAUUGAGGAUGAGAAGCGUAUUCGGGAGAUUGAGGCCAGGAGGAUGCGCGAAGAACAAGAACGGCGUGAGAGGCAUGAGCGCCAUCGGCUCGCCGCUGGAAACGAGAGGACAAUGCCGUUGAAAAUGCCCGUCAUCACGCCAGAGCAGCACAAACUACCAUCACCAGCUCUUCCACCACCUCAGUUGGUGAUGCCUAGGCUGUCCACCCAACGGUCUUCGGUUGGACAAGGCAUUUCACCCAGCUCUUCCUUGUCUACUCCGGAUACGGCAACGAUUCUGAUCCCGCCACCUCCACCGCCACCUAUUAAUAUGAUCAUCCCACCGCCACCACCACCUCCACGCUUGAUUCCUCCACCACCGCCCGCUGCACCGGCUUGGCAACCAUCGGCAAAUCCUCGUUCGCCCGCUGGCCCGCAGUCUCCAGAUGCUCUUGAUCAACCAUACACACCGAUCGAAAGCCCUGAUGCCGUCUCUGGUCACAACUCGGGCCCGUCAUCACCAGACGGCGAAGGUGUCGCAGCAGCUCCUCAAGACGAGUUGUUGAUGGUCCUGAAGGAGCUGAGAGCCAAGAAAGACAUCGAGGAAUGCAUCGACACGCUGGUGGACAAUGUCUGCGAGCUGUGUGACGCCGAGGAAGAGGAGGAGCAGCUUCUCCUACGUCCCAUUACUUCUGAGGGCAACGAGCAGCGUGCUUCCGGACCGGCGAAAGAGCGUGUGGAGAUCGGUCUCGAGUUGCUUUCCGAUCCGGUCAAAGCCUCUGAAUUGCUGAGCAAGGCUUCAAAUUUGCUGUCCAACAUCAUGAAGAGCGGAACGACGGCUCCGAAACCCGAGGUCAUCUACGCCCAGGAAAUCCCGAACGAGGAGGACCUUAGCAUGGUGGUUGAAGAGGAACGACCGUUGCCCGAAUUCCACGGUGAGCCGGUCCCAUCGGAUGAUGACGAUGCGCUUUUUGAAGCCGCCGCCGGCAUUCCCCCGUCUCAACGCACCAAAAAGAAGAAGCGGGGCGAGGAGGAAAUUGAGGAGGAGACUUUGCCGCCGGAGAACGCCUUCCAGCUCGAUUACUACAAUGCCGACUUGCAUAUCAAAUGUGAGGCUGACAAGGAGGGCGAGCGUUGGUCAGUCAUCCACCCGGAAAAUGCUGAUGGCCUUGGUCUUUGCAUCGGAGGGGUUAAAACGACCUUCGGUGUUCCGAUCCCCUACGAGUAUCCCUUCCCAGAAAAGGCUCCCGAGUCUGGGGCUGGGGUGGUCUCUCCACCGCUCACUACUAGCGACGUCACCAAAGAAAAUGCCAAACCACGGCGCCUGGUUUUCCAGGCGAAGGUGCGCGAGCAUCUAUCCACGAAGCAUCUGCCUUUUGAAGAGAUCGAGCCCUAUGAAGUGCGUGUCGGCUUUUCGCUGGGAAAUUCGUCGACAAUCAUCGGUGAAAAUAAUCGAACAUGGUGCUUUUGCACAUCCGGUAAAGUGGCCAGCAACAACGUGUUUACCGAAUGGGGACGAGCCGUCGCUUUGGGUGAAGUGAUCACCGCCGAGCUGAACCUCGAAACACGGUCCAUCAGCUUCUACAUUGAUGGAGAGAAAUUGGGAACUGCAUACACCGAUGUUCCAUUUGCGGAUGGAGACGUCGUUUACCCCAGCAUUUCCAUCAAGAACUGCAAGGUAGCUGUGAAUCUCGGCAAUUUCCCGGAUCCGGAAGAAAACUGGGGCCAUUGCGAUCCGGAAUGGACCUUUGCGUCGUGGCUAGACCUCCGGACACUUAUCCGUGCUCGAGUUCCUCCCGAAUCAAAGGCCGACUGUACAGUGUUGAUGAUGGUGGGCCUUCCUGGCGUCGGCAAGACGACCUGGGUUCGACAUUAUCUCCGCGAUCACCCCGAUGAACUCUGGAACCUCAUCUCGGCUGACACGAUGUUGAACCAGAUGAAGAUCAAUGGCGUUCCGCGAUCCCGGGUCCACGUGGGCCGUUGGGAUAUGGUGAUGGGACUGGCUGCUAAGGCCGUCAAUCGUUACGUCACCUUGGCUUGCCGCCGACGUCGAAAUUAUAUCAUUGACGCGACGAAUUGUGGACGUGAUGCCCGAAAGAGGAAACUGACGAAUUUCAAGGAUUUUCGUCGAAAAUGCGUUGUAAUCAUUCCGUCGGAUGAAGAAUGGCAAACUCGGCUAGCACGACAGGCACGUCAUGACGCGAAGGCCAUCAUGCCGGUCGAAUGCAUGCUCGAAUUGAAGUCUACGUUUACCAUUCCUACGCCUGAACACGAUCCGCUGGAGGAUGUUCACUUCAUCGAGCCAUCCGACGAUUUUCUGCAACAAGCUGUCGAUUUGGUGCAGCGAUACAAUGAGGAGGCGCGACCGUGGGUCCAGGAGAAGUUCAAGCGACGUCGUGGCGGUCCACGAGGCGACUAUGGCGGCAACUACGGAAACAGGCCACAGAGGGAUAGGUUCAUUCCUGAUAAUCCGCGGCCAGCGUGGGUCAAUACCCCAUAUCGACCUCCCACACAAAUGAACUCGCCAUCAAUUCCACCACCGUUACCCAGGUUGACGAUCAAUACGGAUUUCUCGACGUCUACUCCUCAAGUGUCCACUGCAUCGGUUGCCCCGACACCAGAUCCCUUUGAAGCUUCCCAGGCUUUAGCGACCGGCGCUACUGGAUCCACGGCUACGAGUGGCGAAGUAACUCCGGUCAGCCUACCACCAUUGUCCGUGAGCACCGAUAACCUUUCCCCCGCCCAGACACCUCUGGGAUCGAAAUCAGCGGAUUCUGUGAGAUACCCGGCUGGUAUCCCGCGAUCGCAGCUUGCGAAGUUGAACAGGGCGAAGGAAAAUGCUAUCCUGGGCUUUCCGUUUCCUCAGCCGUCGAAUGAUAUUCCGCCUUCUCCUCGCGCUACACCAUCGAUUUCAUCGCCAGCCGUGCAAGUGACACCAACAGCCGUGGCGCCCUCAACCCCAGUUAUCACCCGACAACUGAGCAGUCCAAUUGUGCAACGUAUCGCCACCCCAAUGUCGAUGCCGGCGAAGAUCACCGUCCAAACACCAGCUGUACCUUCUCCGCUUGUAACUCCGACAACGGCGGGCACCCCUCGGUUCAUGGAUAUGUCACAGCCACCCCCAGUCUUCUCCUACUCGAACCAGCCGAACAGCGGCAACCAGUUUGUGCAAUACCAACAGCCGAAUUUUGGUCAGCAGCAAAUGGUGGCUCCUCCCGCGCUGGCGUCACCGGCCGUGCAGAUGCCAAUGCAGCAACCUGGUCAAAUGCUUGGCGCCCCACCAGCCAUGAUGACGAUGCCCAACUUUGCCGUCCCUCCACCCAGCUGGCCCGGCUACCAACAACCCCCGCCCGCCCAACCCCCACAGCCACCAUAUUUC